Messenger RNA from Perognathus longimembris pacificus (Pacific pocket mouse), 1899 nucleotides. RefSeq names its product solute carrier family 18 member A2 (gene Slc18a2). The transcript is spliced from 15 exons. Gene Ontology annotation, molecular function: serotonin:sodium:chloride symporter activity; xenobiotic transmembrane transporter activity. Gene Ontology annotation, biological process: transmembrane transport; aminergic neurotransmitter loading into synaptic vesicle; xenobiotic transport. Lineage: Eukaryota; Metazoa; Chordata; Mammalia; Rodentia; Heteromyidae. Gene Ontology annotation, cellular component: synaptic vesicle membrane; terminal bouton. The record is from RefSeq and is a predicted model, not a curated record. The coding region runs from base 1 to 1557 and encodes 518 amino acids.
AUGGCCCUGGGCGAGCUGGCGCUGCUCCGCUGGCUGCACGACAGCCGCCACUCGCGGAAGCUCAUCCUGUUCAUCGUGUUCCUCGCGCUGCUGCUGGACAACAUGCUGCUCACCGUCGUGGUCCCCAUCAUUCCCAGUUACCUGUACAGCAUUAAGCAUGAGAAAAAUACGACAGAAAUCCAGACUCCCAGGCCAGUGCUCCCAGCCUCCACUUCGGGAAGCUUCCAGAGCAUCUUUUCCUACUAUGACAACUCCACCAUGGUCACUGGGAACAGCACUGGAGACCGUCAUGGGGGACAGCCACAUAAAGCCACCACCACCCAGCACAUGGUGACCAACACAUCCGCCACCCCUUCUGACUGUCCCAGUGAAGACAAAGACCUCCUGAAUGAAAACGUGCAAGUUGGCCUGCUGUUCGCCUCCAAAGCCACGGUUCAGCUCCUCACCAACCCUUUCAUAGGGCUGCUCACCAACAGAAUCGGCUAUCCAAUUCCCAUGUUUGCAGGAUUUUGCAUCAUGUUUCUCUCAACAAUUAUGUUUGCCUUCUCCAGCAGCUAUGCCUUCCUGCUGAUCGCCAGGUCUCUCCAGGGCAUUGGCUCCUCCUGCUCCUCGGUGGCUGGGAUGGGCAUGCUUGCCAGUGUGUACACAGAUGACGAAGAGAGGGGCAAUGCCAUGGGCAUCGCCUUGGGAGGCCUGGCCAUGGGGGUCUUAGUGGGACCCCCCUUUGGGAGCGUCCUCUAUGAGUUUGUGGGGAAGACCGCCCCGUUCCUGGUGCUGGCUGCCUUUGUACUCUUGGAUGGCGCUGUUCAGCUCUUUGUGCUCCAGCCAUCCCGGGUGCAGCCGGAGAGUCAGAAGGGGACACCCCUAACCACCCUGCUGAAGGACCCCUACAUCCUCAUUGCCGCAGGCUCCAUCUGCUUUGCGAACAUGGGGAUCGCCAUGCUGGAGCCCGCCCUGCCCAUCUGGAUGAUGGAGACCAUGUGUUCUCGAAAGUGGCAGCUGGGCGUGGCUUUCUUGCCAGCGAGUAUCUCUUAUCUCAUUGGAACCAAUAUUUUUGGGAUACUGGCACACAAAAUGGGAAGGUGGCUUUGUGCCCUGCUGGGAAUGACAGUUGUUGGAAUUAGCAUUUUAUGUAUUCCUUUUGCAAAAAACAUCUAUGGACUCAUCGCUCCCAACUUUGGAGUUGGCUUUGCAAUCGGGAUGGUAGACUCCUCGAUGAUGCCCAUCAUGGCCUACCUCGUAGACCUGCGGCAUGUGUCCGUCUAUGGGAGUGUAUACGCCAUUGCGGAUGUGGCCUUCUGUAUGGGCUACGCUAUAGGUCCCUCUGCCGGUGGUGCUAUUGCGAAGGCCAUUGGAUUUCCGUGGCUCAUGACAAUUAUCGGGAUAAUAGACAUAGCUUUCGCGCCUCUCUGCUUUUUUCUUCGAAGUCCACCUGCCAAGGAAGAAAAAAUGGCUAUUCUCAUGGAUCACAACUGCCCUGUUAAAACAAAAAUGUAUACCCAGAAUAAUAUCCAGUCCUACCCGUUAGGCGAUGAUGAGGAAUCUGAAAGUGACUGAGACUCUCUAAGUCAUCCGAGUGUUUAACUGUAUUAGAAGUGUUUCCAGUGAAAUGACUUGUGCAGAGCUGUCUUAGUCACACACCAUUCAUCCCUGGCAAAGAGUAAAACAACCAAAGGUGAUUCUUUCUUUCCAUGGUUAUGAACGACUGCCAACAGCCUUAUAAAGAAAAAGCGGCUUUUCUAGUGGUUUGUAUAAAUAGUGUUGAAAACUUUAUUUUGUGUAUUUGAUUUUAUUAAAUAUUAUACAAUAUAUUUUGACGAAAUAGGUAUAUUGUAAAUCUAUAAAUAUUUGAAUCCAAAUCAAAUAUAAUUUUUUAACUUACAUUCACAAACACUUGGA